Messenger RNA from Alligator sinensis (Chinese alligator), 977 nucleotides. It is a transcript of the gene CA1, whose product is annotated as carbonic anhydrase 1. Lineage: Eukaryota; Metazoa; Chordata; Crocodylia; Alligatoridae. Gene Ontology annotation, molecular function: zinc ion binding; carbonate dehydratase activity. The record is from RefSeq and is a predicted model, not a curated record. The coding region runs from base 86 to 865 and encodes 259 amino acids. The transcript is spliced from 8 exons.
AGCAGAGAAACCAGUCUCACGCCAAAUCGCCUAUUAUCAGAACCACCAAAUUGUGAAGAAAACAAGAUCUCACAAGCAAAAGACCAUGGCAACUCUGAACUGGGGUUAUGAGGGCAGCAAUGGACCUGACCAAUGGCACAAAUUAUACCCUAUUGCCAGUGGAGAUCAUCAGUCUCCUAUUGAUAUCAAAACCAAAGGAGUAAACAAAGACCCAUCUCUAGGGCGUCUCCAGAUCACUUGGAAUUCAGGCACAUGUAAAGAAAUCAUCAAUGUUGGACACUCCUUCCAUGUGAAUUUUGAAGACAAGGAUAAUCAAUCAGUGGUGACUGGUGGACCCUUGACUGGAAGCUACAGGCUGCGUCAGUUUCAUUUUCACUGGGGCCCAGUUGAUGAUCGUGGUUCUGAGCACGCAGUGGACGGAGCCAAAUAUGCAUCAGAGCUUCAUCUGGUCCACUGGAAUUCAGAUAAAUAUUCAAGCAUAGCUGAGGCUUCAGAUAAGCCAGAUGGUUUGGCAAUUGUCACUGUUUUUCUGAAGGUUGGUCCCCCCAAUGAAAAACUACAGGAAAUUGUAAAGGCUUUAGGUGCAGUAAAGACCAAGGGAAAACAAGCUCCAUUCACUAAUUUUGACCCGUCAACCCUACUUCCUAAAUCCAUGGAUUACUGGACCUACAAUGGCUCUCUGACUCAUCCUCCCCUUUAUGAGAGUGUUAUCUGGAUUAUCUUUAAGGAACCUAUUACCAUCAGCUCAGAGCAGCUGGCCCAGUUCCGGAGCAUCCUAUCUUCUGCUGAAGGUGAAACACCUUGUCCCAUCUUGACCAAUCAUCGACUUUGUCAGCCACUGAAGGGCAGAGUAGUGAGAACCUAAAGACAGACAGUCAAGAUGACUGACCAGGAGUGAAGCCAUUUUAUCCAAAGCAAAGUUCCUAAACAUAACACCAUGUAACAGUUCACAGGAAUCAGGAAAAAAUAAAUUUGCU